Marmota flaviventris (yellow-bellied marmot) is the source of this 1914-nucleotide messenger RNA. It is a transcript of the gene Cops8, whose product is annotated as COP9 signalosome subunit 8. Lineage: Eukaryota; Metazoa; Chordata; Mammalia; Rodentia; Sciuridae. The record is from RefSeq and is a predicted model, not a curated record. Gene Ontology annotation, cellular component: COP9 signalosome. Gene Ontology annotation, biological process: protein deneddylation; COP9 signalosome assembly.
GGCCGCGCCUUCCGGGAGCAGCUUCCGGCUCCCCGAGCUGGUCCUCCAGGACACCGAGAGCGUCGGCCAGAGCGCCGGCGCCCUCUUCCCCAUUGCGGCGUCGUCUGACGACGUGCCGGAAUCAACAUCGCGCCUGCGCCUGCGCCUGCGCCUUCCGCGGCGACGGUGGCUCUGUGCGUACGUCAUCGCGGGCGCGACGCCCCUAGGGACAGUCAGGGGUCUGGCGGUCCAGAGGUGCGGCUGUAAGACCGCCCGGGAAGAUGCCAGUGGCGGUGAUGGCGGAAGGCGCCUUCAGUUUCAAAAAGUUGCUGGAUCAGUGCGAGAACCAGGAGCUCGAGGCUCCUGGAGGAAUUGCUACACCCCCAGUGUAUGGUCAGCUUUUAGCUUUAUAUUUGCUUCACAAUGACAUGAAUAAUGCAAGAUAUCUUUGGAAAAGAAUACCACCUGCUAUAAAAUCUGCAAAUUCUGAACUUGGGGGAAUUUGGUCAGUAGGACAGAGAAUCUGGCAGCGGGAUUUCCCUGGUAUCUACAUGACCAUCAGCGCCCACCAGUGGUCUGAGACAGUACAGCCAAUCAUGGACGCACUUAGAGAUGCCACAAGGAGACGCGCCUUUGCCCUGGUCUCUCAAGCAUACACCUCGAUAAUCGCUGAUGAUUUUGCAGCUUUUGUUGGACUUCCUGUAGAAGAGGCUGUGAAAGGUAUACUAGAACAAGGAUGGCAAGCCGACUCCACCACCAGAAUGGUUCUGCCCAGAAAGCCAGUUGCAGGGGCCCUGGAUGUUUCCUUUAACAGGUUUAUUCCUUUAUCAGAGCCUGCCCCAGUUCCACCAAUCCCCAAUGAACAGCAAUUGGCAAGAUUGACCGAUUAUGUGGCUUUCCUUGAAAAUUGAUGUACCAUUCUGAAUUCAGCAUCCACUUCAGAAUCCUGUACACUGACAAAUACAGAAAUGUAAAAUUUUUAUUUUCAAUUUACUGGAUGGAUUAUACGCACCUCAGCAUUCCUUACUGAGUAUGUGAUAAAAUACAUAUAUAAUAUAAAAAUAUUAUAUAUAUUUUGUCCUUAAACAUUAUGCUAAAUAGAUGUUAAAGCAAUUCUCAUUUUGUAAUAUUUAACAAUCUGGUUGGAGCCCAUCAGUAUUAAGCGGUUAGUUUAUAGUUCCUGGAGAUCCACAACGCGAGCUCCCUGCCUGGUGUAGAGCACAGCUGUCACUGCCAUCCCUGCCUGGUGCACACCUCUGUCUGCACCACUGGUGGAGAGGCACAGCUAGAGCAGGACGAUGCUCGGGGCAGAACCUGAAUUGCUGGGAUUGUGAUUCACCCUCCUUGGAGAAAAUGUUCCCUUUUCUCCCACCUCUGGGGAAUCACUAAUAGGUACAGAAAUAUAGCUAAGGAGCAAGUAGACCAUUUUCCUGAAUAAACCAGUUUGUUAGUGUUAGUUUUUUCCCAAUACUGGGAGUGCAUUCAUUGCUGGCAGUGGAGGGCUUGCCGGGCACAUGCCAUGUUCCCACGUGUUCAGUUCAGAGGGGAAGGUUGAGUGCACAGUGCCUUGUGUGGCAGAGAAGCGUUACGGUGAGUGAGGCGCUCCAUGCAACUCUCCUGCGUCCAGUUGGUUGCUGACAUUUACCCUGAGGUUCAAGUUCUGCCUUUUGAAGAAUUGCUGAACACCUCUUCAUUCUUUAUGUGACAGCCCUCCACAUAUUUUGAGUUUGUUUAUUGUAUCUUUAGGUUAAAAUACCCCUUAGUUCAUUUAUUCUGCAUUUGUUCAAUAAAUAUUUAAUUGAAUUCUUCAACUGUUCCAUCUGAGCUAGUUUCUAGAGUUUUCACUGUCUUGGUCUUCUGUGGAUACUUUCUAGUUUGUCAUUGCCUCUCAAAAUAAGAAUGUCUUAAUUAAAUAGAAAAGACCUCUAUAUUGAA